CUGCGUGACAGGUCCGUAGGAGGUUUCCUAUAGGUUUAAACAGGCAGUGUGGGUUUACAACGAGGAAAGCGGAGACACGAUUACAAUGAAUUUGUAAAUAAAAUCUUGUAGAGACAUGAGACUCGCUGUAUACGCGUUUUGCGGCUUUGCUCUUGUGCUUUUGCUCGUGGGUUUGCGGGAAUUACUGUUUGGUUUCGGGGAGAACCGAUGCAGCAUGACAUACAUGUUCGAGUACCCAGAAUACCGACGUGUGCAGCUUCCAAAGCGUGUCGCGCGCCAGUACCCAUCAUACGGGCUGUAUCUCUAUGGAGAGGGCACAUAUGCUCAGGAGACCAGGGGACUCAAGCUCACUGGGGCUCCUGUGCUCUUCUUGCCUGGGAACGCGGGCAGCUACAAGCAAGCUCGUUCUUUGGGUUCAGUGGCGUUGAGGAAGGCUGAGAACCUGGACAGACGAAUCCAUAUGAACGUGUUCACCAUUGACUUCAACGAGGAGUUGGUGGCCCUGUAUGGGGGCAGUUUGCGCAGACAGACUCAAUUUCUACAUGAAAGCAUCAAAGCCAUCUUGCGCCUUUACAAGGACCGUCCAGACCCUCCCACAGGUGUGGUUCUAGUGGGUCAUUCCAUGGGUGGAGUGGUGGCAAGAGCAUUGUUCACCCUGGCACGUUUCAACCCACGCCUGGUCAGCCUCAUCAUCACCCAGGCCUCACCCCACCAGGCACCUGUCCUGUCUCUGGACCCUUAUAUACUGGAGUUUUACUCUACAGUCAGACAUCGCUGGACCACAAAUGCUGAAGACCUUCGAAAUGUAACCGUUCUCUCUGUGGGUGGUGGUUACCUUGACUUCCAGGUGCGCUCUGGUUUGACAGCACUGUCCUGCCCCAUCGAUGACCUCAAUAAGAUGUCAGUAGUGGCGACUGCAGUUCCCCGAACCUGGGUUUCCACAGAUCACAUUUCCAUCGUUUGGUGCAAGGAGCUGGUUCUGGCCACAGUCCGGGUGUUCUUUGACCUUAUUGAACUUGAAACAGGGCAGUUCACAGAGAGUCCUGAGAAGCGAAUGUCAGUGCUGAACUAUCACUUCUUUAGACAUCCAGUGCUUCAGCCUGGAGGAGCACAGGAUGCCCCUGUCACUUUCUCAGCUCCUCCUGAGGCGUGGAAGGAGGUCAACACACUCCGUCUGUUCUACAGUGCCCCCAAGGAAGCUCAAGUCAUGUACUUCCUGUUUGCCCUCUCCAGUCGAAGGAAAGCCUACAGUCAUUUCCACUGCCGCAGUAAUAAUAUGGAAAUGACCAGCUGGCUGUAUGGUUGUACACAGAUGAGUGGCUCAAUGUGUGUUCAGGCAGUAGAUCUCUCAUCUCAGACAGAACUUCUUCCAGCCUAUAAGGCUGUUACAGUGAAAAUCAGCGAACUUUUGUCUGUCUCUCAUCUCAUUAUUGACGCCUCAAACCCCAGUGGAACAGAGUUUGUAGUGGAGUGUGAGCUGCAGAGAGCGAAGAGCUUGACUGUCUCAGUGCAGGUGCCUCAUGUGCUGUCCUUUGGUCUGACUGUUAGUGACAUCAGCAUAAACUCCUCUGGGCUGCUUCAUACACUACAGCUGCAGGACUUUCAUCAGAUCUAUCAAGCUUUCAGAAUAACAAUCAUGAGUCACUGCAAAACCACUAAAGACAGACUGCCCAGUGUGUACAGACUGAGGGUACCUUGGUUUCGUGAAGACUUCUUUGAUACGGCAAGUAUUCCUUCGGUAUCUGACAUCUACAGCAUGCUUCACACCAGCCGCCCAGACAACACCUCCAGUGCCCUCCUGCAGCUCCACACUGCCCCCAACUGCCAAUACAAGGUGUCUAUUCGGACUUCGUUUCCCAAAGUGCUUGGGCAGAUUCUGCGUUUCUGUGGUCCAGUUCUGCCCAUUUACUCGGCUGCAGUACUUCUUCUGAUGAUCAGGGCUCAGCUGAGCUCCAUCAAAAGAUCUGGACAUCCUGCUGGAAUGCAAGAGGGCAUGAGUAAAUCGUUACAGUUCCACAAACUGGAACUGCCCGUCCUCCUGCUGCUGCUGCUGCUCAGGCAGAGCUGGUUUCAGGAUGUCUGGUCCUCUCUGGGUCUCCCUGCGGUGGAUUCUCUUCCUCUAAACUCUGUGGAGGACCUAUCCCAGGAUCCAAAGGCCUCUGUGCAGGAAUGGCCCCGUAUAGUGUCCCCACUGCUCUGUGUGCUCGGUUCAUCCAUUGCAUUCUGGGGUAGCGCAGUCCUCAGAGUGUUUGUCUGCUUCCUGUCCUUUGUUCUUGCUCCACUGCACAGACCUUCAGUGUCCCGGGAUUGUGGCACGCUUCCUCUUCAUUCUCAGAUUCUCCUGAUAAUCUUUUUAAGUGUGUUGGGAGGCGUCACAUGUGGAGCAUUGGCCCUUAUGGUCUCCUCUCUUCUCCACCUCUACAGGGUGCUUAGAUUACAGAUGACAGAGAGGUCCCUGAGCCACAUGUUGAACCUGGCACCCCAGAAAGUUUCACAAAAAUCAGAAAAUGGAUUCCGUGCCAGUGAUUGUCACAGUAUGGUUAAAGAAUGUAACGGCAGCCCUUUACUGACAGAAUCAGUGCUACAAGACGUCAGAGAUGAUCUGCAGCUCCACUUUAGUCUGUCCACACUGCUUACUCUCACCAUGAUGCUCACCAUCCCUUCCCUUAUCCACUGGAGGCACAAUCUCAGAUAUUGGGUUCAUCUGGAUCCUGACCCCUGCUGGCCUCACGUUGUACCCCUGCUCAUCAGCUCUGUUCUGCUCAUCAACUGUAACACAGUUACACUCCUGCGCAGCAAACUGAUGCUGAAUCUGACGCUUCAUCUACUCUUGCCACUGUGUGUGGGCAUGCUGGCUUUUUGUCCGCUGCACAUUUACAGAGUCACUUAUUUCCUGUCUGCAGCUGUGACACUCUUGGUCUGUUCUUGCUACUUUUGACCUCCCUACGAACUUUAAACGUGAGUCUGCACUGAGAUUAAAACAAGACCUGGGCUUUGUAUAAAUUCAGACCAGAUUAGACCAAAACAGCCUUAGAACCCUCUGUGUGUUCAGUGGGAUCACAUGGACUAGUGACAUCAGUGGACCAGCACAUCUGGAGUCAUGUGACUUGUCAUUUGUUAUCAUUUGUAGCUUCUGUACAGGGUAUUAUACUUGUUAAUGGUGGUAUGUCUGUAUUCAUGAGCAAUACCUCUUGUUCGUAAGGCUAGUUUCCCAGACACGUUAAGCCUCGGCCUGAACUAAACUAAGUCUAAGACUGUAUUUAAUCAGUGUGUGAGAAACUAGCCUGUACUGGUGUGUGUGUGGGUCUGUGUGGGAGUGUAUAUGUCUGAUUUAGUAUUAAUUUGUCAACAUGAAUUCAUAAUUGAUAGGGAUACACAAUAUACCGCUAUCAUUUCAGUCAUCAGUGGAUAUUAGAGGGUUUUAAAAUAAUUAUUUAUUUAUUGAUUUAUUGGUUUCCGGUAUUUCUUUUUCUUCAUAUUGCACAUUAUAAUUUCGGGAUGCCUAAAAUUCAUUUGUAGAAUUUCAGUUUUUAGUGAUUUUAUUUUUAACUAAUUUGUAAAAAUUGUAGAUAAUUUUAAUUUCAGCCAUAACACUUAUCAUUUAUCCAUAUAAGCCAGAAUUUUAGAAAUGGUGCCCUAUCAAUUGACCCCGUUUACUUCCUGAUCUUGUGCAUGAUUUAUUUUAUUUUUUUUAAUUUCUGUUUAAAUAUUGAGAAAUGAAGCAGUAAGAACACAUCUACAUUUUGCUCCAAUCCAGAUACAUGUUCAUUAUUUUAUUUUACGUAUUGAUUCAGAUCAUUGUGGUGUGGAUAGUAAAAGUCCCUAGUUUCAUAGUAAAUGCAUUAUAAGACCACUGGGAACUGUUUUGUUUGCUUACACUAAUGUUAUCACAUUCAAACAAGGCUUUUCUUUUUUCUGUUUCAUUGACUGAAGCCUUUGCUUCACUUCUGAUUCACAAUGUUCAACAAUUUUUAAUCACAUUACAGCAUUAUUUAACAAUUUGGUAGUUGAAAAUAUGCAGAAAAAUGCUUUAGCAAUUAAUUCCAGCCACUGCUAGUAUAAUAUCCAAUCAAGCUUUGCAGAUCUUGCAAAAAAAUUGUGUAUCAUAUACACAUCUAACAUGUCACAUUACGGAAGUAAAAUGGGUUAGAAAUGCAUUUUCAUGUUGACUUUUAAGGAUGUAAAAGCAGCUUUAGGUGUUUAAUUGGCUUUUCUGCAAUUCACAUGUCUAUGUGUGAGCGUGACUGGAUCUCUUUGCCUGUUCUAUCUUCGAUCUGUCAUUUCUGCCUUAAGCCAUUUAGCUUUGAAUACACAUGUAAUGCCUGUAGGUGCUGGAGUACCUCCGUGUUAGACAGAUCACUUCUUAUUAACACCCUUUUGCAUUAGCCGAAACUGUAAGGCGAGUCUGAGUAGCAUAACAUUCUGUCUGGAGGUGUUAUCUCGAGUUUCGCGAGGUGUGAUCACGGAACUGGACUGACAAGCAAUAUGAUAAUUUUAUAUCGUUGUGCACAAUUUGUGGUGUUGAAAAGACAUCACAGUUACAUUUAUGGUUAUGGCGUUUCUUAUAACCUGAGACAAAUUGUUAGAAACACUGCCACAGUCACAGUAGCCAUGAGAUUGUUGCUGUCUGCACAGCUUUUUUAUUUACAAAUUUUAUUAUUUUUUUUUUAUUGUAAUGUUUGAUGAAUGCUGUUGAUGGUCUGUCUGUGUUCCUCACACAUUGCUCAGCAGCAUCCAUCUGAUCCGUCAUCAUUUGAUCUGCUCAUGACGGAUUAUACUCUGAUUCAGGAUCGCUUACCUGAGAGCUGAAAUUAUACUUUGUCAUCCUGAAUCGAAUGAGAGAACGGUGCCUUUCUUGUAAUAUACCCCUGCUUCUCUGAUACCCAUUCGCGAUUUAACCUUCUCGUCAUUGAGGACGGAUGUUUGUCAGUCAGUCCAUCCAAGUAGUCUGAUAUUUAAAUCAGACGUCCUCCUCUCACAGGAUGUACUUGACCAAAAACACUCAUAUGGCACAAAAUUGUGUCUUCUGCACUGUGAAUGUACCUGAAUGUGUGUGUGUGUGUGUGUGUGUGUGUGUGUGUGUGUGUUUGAAUCAUUUUGCAGUGAGCUUUGAUGUUUGUUGUGUUUUUAUGCUGUGUUGCGAUCUUGCUCUGCCUCGUGCUAAAUUUGAGCUGUUUUUGUGGUGAAAGUGUGAAAGGCUGCCUUUUUUCUAUCAAUAUGAUUGUGACUGAUUGUUUUCAUUGGUGUUCACUGUGAUGUGCCACAAUAUUUGGAGGCCAGGAUCUGAUUAUAUGUCUCAAAGCAAGAACUAAUUCAGGGCCAGAUCUGUCCUGAUUAUGUAACAAUGAAGCCAAACGGAUCCAACAGCAACUCUUUAACACUGCAGCAAUGACAGCAAUGUUUGUAUUGAUGCUAGUAUGGUUUCUGCUGUGAAAUGUAAUGAAGAAUUUGCUCUUUUUGUUUAAUAGAGACUGUUGUUAUGUGGUUAAUAGCUCUGCUGUAGCAGCUAAAUAUUAAUAGGAAAGACCCUAGAGGAAUGUGGUUUUAUAAAUACACUACCAUUUGAAAGUUUGGGGUCAGUAAGACAUGAUCUUUUAAAUUUGAAAAGAAAUGAAUACUACAAUAGUCAGCAAGGGUGCAUUAAAUUGAUCAAAAGUGUAUCAAAAAGUGUCAAAAUUCAGUUUCAAAUAAAUGCUGUUGUUUUGAACUUUAUCCACCUUUUUCUUGAUGUAAAAAUGGGCGCGGCCAUUUGUAAAUUCUAUGGGUCUAGCUUCCGGUCUCAUCUGUGUCCAGCUAUUUUUAGCUGUACAAAACAGUUCGUUUUGCUGCUUGAUAUUGAAAAUUAGUGUGUCUUAUCAUAUUAUUUUAAUGUAUUAUCUUAAUCAUGAACACACUGGUUUGUAGUGCAAAACAUUUUACCAUUUACUGCACGUUGUUAUUCUCCUCAUUAUUUACCUAUAGCGGCUAAUGAACCGGAAGUCUCACCCAUAGGCUUACUUCCGCGUUGAAGAAAAAGGUGGAUAGUUAUCAAUAAAUUCAGAAGAAAAAAAAAGAAUCUUGGUUUCCGUAAAACUUUUUUUAAGCAGCACAACUGUUUUCAACAUUCAUGAUAAUAAGAAAUGGUUCUCGAGCAUCAAUCCAGCAUAUUAGAAUGAUUUCUGAAGGGUCAUGUGACACUAAAGAAUGGAGUAUGACUGCUAAAAAUUCAGCUUUGCCAUCACAGGGAAAAAUACAUUUUAAAAUGUAUUAAAAUAGAAAAUAUUUAUUUUAAAUUGUAAUAAUAUUUCAUAAUAAAUGCAGCCUUGUUGAGGAUAAGAAACCUUUCAAAAAUAAAAAAAAUGUUACUGACCCUAAACUUAUGAACCGUAUUGUAUGCCGUAACAGGUGAUUUGAAUUGAUUAAAAAAAUAAAAAAUUUAAUUGAAAUUUA
Messenger RNA from Onychostoma macrolepis, 6429 nucleotides. RefSeq names its product post-GPI attachment to proteins inositol deacylase 1 (gene pgap1). Lineage: Eukaryota; Metazoa; Chordata; Actinopteri; Cypriniformes; Cyprinidae. Gene Ontology annotation, molecular function: phosphatidylinositol deacylase activity. Gene Ontology annotation, biological process: GPI anchor metabolic process; endoplasmic reticulum to Golgi vesicle-mediated transport. The record is from RefSeq and is a predicted model, not a curated record. Gene Ontology annotation, cellular component: endoplasmic reticulum. The coding region runs from base 116 to 2938 and encodes 940 amino acids. The transcript has 26 exons.